Molecule: messenger RNA, 504 nt
Organism: Styela clava
Lineage: Eukaryota; Metazoa; Chordata; Ascidiacea; Stolidobranchia; Styelidae
Source: RefSeq, a predicted model, not a curated record
AUGGAUCUUUCUAUCCAUGUUCGGAGAAUGAAAUUUAUGCAAAGGGGUCAAUCUGAGGAAACAAAUAAAUCACUUCAAGAGACAAGUGGGAAAAUAAUAAAUGAUGAACAAUGGGAAAUUGAGUUGCCAACUUUAUCUGAGAAAUGCAGUAAAUAUGACACAAUAGAUAUAACAGAACUAUGUGAUCUCAGAUAUGGACGAAUGUCAUUCCAAGGUUUUAAUAAACUAACAGAAAAAAUGACAAAAUAUUGGAAUAAUGAAGCAGUUGAAGAUGAAGAAAGAAAAUCUGAUGAAGAUAGUAUUGGUUCAAUAUCAGAUGAGGAAAUGGCAGACAGAUUUACUACUCUAGUUGGAACCGUUGCAAAAAAAUAUCUUAAUAAGAAAAAAGUACCGAAACGUUCAAAAGGCAAACGAAAAUUAAUUGACACAGAAAAAGGAACUUUUGAUGCAAAGCAAAGAAAACAAGAUUCGUCAUCAUUUUUUAUUAAACCUGCAGAUGACUAA